GUACAGACCAGAACAAGAGCCUCAAAGUAAGACUACAAGAUGUGGCACGAUCGUGCGCUUGCGCAGGACCCUGUCCGUUAUACAGCGGCCACGAUGGAGAUGAUGCGGUUGGAAGAUGUGCCAACCCUCCGCUGUGCUGUGAAUUACGCUUGCGAUCACAGCUAUGGUGCCGAGGGAUUUCUUUAUGUGUGCUAAUUUCAAGAUUUUUGGUACUCGUUCGAUGUUCAUAGGAGCAGUUGGUAAGUCCCUCACCGCAUGUUCUUUCCAUCAGUUACUCCUGUUUCAGAUAAUAUUGCUCGGGAACAAGUAUAUGAUCCUACUCAUAAUUUUUUUUCAAAUGUUGACCUGAGCCUCCCCUUCAAGUUCAAAGAUCAGGGACUUCUACGGACAACUCUCUAACUCCAUAUACAAAUGUUGCUCCUCGACCUCCUCGACGUCGAUCACCAGGUCACCUCGCAAACGCAGUUUCGGCUACGUAUUUCGCGAACAAGGAAUGGAUCUCUAAAGACCAAGCGAAAGCUGCUUUCAUACAGGAACAGUCCGAGAAAAAUCCUGAGCUGCAAAGACAAAAACUCUUGAGAAGGGCAGAGAAGAAUUUGGCGCCGCCGUAUUCAAGGAUGCUAUAUUAAUUUUGGAGGUAGAUGAGGAGGUAGAUGAAUGAUGGGAACUCAAACUCAAAGAGUAGCAAAAAUAACAAAAUAGUACCUCGCUCAUAGAGUUUAGGGUAAAGAUGAAGAACCUUGCUCAUAGAGUUUAUGGUAAAGAAGAACUUCUACAUGCUCAAGCGUAUCUAUAAUAUUAUAAGCAUUAAACAGAUACGCUUGGGACGGGAAGGGUACUUUCUAUGGGCAUAAGGAGACGUCCUGUUUCGGCUAUGUUACGGCUAAAGGGAGACAUCGUGCAGAUUUGACAGGUACGAACUUGACACACGACUGGCAAACAGAAGUUCAUGUGUUCACAGAAGAUAUUGAUUAUACUGUAGAACAACUUGUUUAUAUUCGCUUUGAAUGUUGUACUAGACUAGUAUGGAUAUGGAAUCUAGUGCUACUUACUAAAUAGAUACUUACAACAAAUCCAACUUUGCAAACGAAUUUUAAAAGAAAAAUUCACAACUCAUACAUGAUUAUAUGCUUAAUGUCCACAAGCACAACCACACCAUAGGCAUCGACGUUGAAGAUUCCCACUGUAUAUUUCAUGUCCACCACAACCACAUCAUAGGUAUCGACGUUGAAGAUUCCCACCCAGUUUUUCGUUCAAUCGGUCCUGGUCGGCGGCGCCUCCUCAACGACGAGUAUGCACGUCGUUACAAGCCGCUUCCUCACGAUGGCUCUUACUCGCCCCGAAAUUUCAAGAAGUCCGACAAUAACCCUCGAACGGCACUGUACAAGGGAGAUAGAGAUGGAGCAGACAAGAUUGGGCACAUAG
This is a messenger RNA of Amoebophrya sp. A25, 1425 nucleotides long. Lineage: Eukaryota; Dinophyceae; Syndiniales; Amoebophryaceae. The record is from the annotation of a GenBank genome assembly.